AUGACCAAGACGGACGGCGACCCAGAAGUGUCCCAGACCGAAUGCCUGGAUCAGAAAGCUCUCGGCACGGCGGUCUCAAAUGGCGCAGUCGAUUUGCAGGAGAAGGCGGUCGAGGUGGCUGUGGCAGGGACCCCGUCAGCCCAGAGUUCGGUGCCAUUGAUGGAUUUGGAGAGAGGCAUCGUUGGCUGGGACGCGAUAGAUGACCCGGCUAACCCAAAGAACUGGAAACGGAAGAAACGAGACUUUUUGAUGUUUCAGAUGGCCACCAUGGCGACUAUCAGCCCCAUGGCAUCCUCAUUAUGCGCUCCGGGCAUCGAAAGUACAAUGAAAGACCUCCACGAGCCGUCUCGGGUACUGGGGUCUCUGAUGAUCACCAUCUACGUUCUCGGAUACGCCAUAGGCCCGCUGUUUCUGGCGCCUCUCUCGGAAAUCUACGGCCGGUAUCCCGUGGUCAUGAUAUCGUCUUGGACGCUCGUGGCCUGGCUCCUGGGAUGCAGCUUCGCGCCCGACAUGCCGAGCCUCAUCGUCAUGCGGUUCCUGGCCGGGGUCGGCGGAUCGGCCAUCAUCACCAUCUCGCCGGCCGUUGUGGGAGAUCUGUAUCCUAUUGAAAGACGAGCUUUUGGUUCGGCCAUCAUCGUGGGAAGCCAAUCUCUUGGUCCUAUUGUGGGACCAAUUUGUGGAGGGUUCAUCACCGAAUAUCUGAGUUGGCGAUGGUCAUACUGGAUCCUGGUGCUCUGUGCUGGGACUACCACGGCGGUCAUCACCUUCUUCACGAAAGAAUCCAACGCGGUCGUUAUACUGGAGCGAAAAGUUCGAAAGAUGAGAAAGAUGCUUGGUCGACCUGAGCUGGUGUCGGCACUCCAACGCCCGAUGUCUGCUCAUGAGUUGUUGAAACUGCUAGCCAAAUCUCCGAUCGUCUUAUUUAUCAGUAUCUAUGUUGCGACUGCCUAUGCCUUGCUGUACCUCAUGUUCACCACUCUUCCAACUGUCUUUGAAGAAGCGUAUGGCUGGUCUCUCCAGCUUACUGGUCUUUCGUAUCUUGGGCUGGGAAUAGGAACAUUUGUGGCUUUGUUUGUUUUGAUCAGGUACAACGACGCACAAGUCGUGAAGCUCAUGAAGAACAACAACGGAGUAUUCGAGCCCGAGAUGCGAUUGGCCACGACAACGUGGUGCGGAAUCAUGCUGCCGAUGUCUCUGAUAUGGUAUGGCUGGGUAACCGACAAACACGCUCACUGGGCUUCGGCUGUCGUUGGCACCGUACCAUAUGGUAUCGGGAUGCUCGGGAUCUUCCUUCCAUUUCAGACCUACAUGGUCGACGCUUUCCCCCUCCACGCAGCCUCCGCCAUCGCCGCACCGACGGUCAUGCGUUCGCUCUUCGCGGCGUUCUUGCCGCUGGCGGCGCCUCCGCUGUAUCAGAGCUUGGGUUUGGGCUGGGGGAACACGCUCUUGGGCUUCUUGGCCCUGGCCAUGAUUCCCAUUCCGCUGGCGUUCUACAGGUACCAUAUAUGCACUUCUAGAUACAUCACGAUGCCCUCGGACUAA
Messenger RNA from Fonsecaea erecta, 1542 nucleotides. RefSeq lists its product as hypothetical. The transcript has 11 exons. The record is from RefSeq and is a predicted model, not a curated record. The coding region runs from base 1 to 1542 and encodes 513 amino acids. NCBI's taxonomy places the organism in Eukaryota, Fungi, Ascomycota, Eurotiomycetes, Chaetothyriales, Herpotrichiellaceae. Gene Ontology annotation, molecular function: transmembrane transporter activity. Gene Ontology annotation, biological process: transmembrane transport.